CUUCUCUCCUCUUCAUGCUCGUCUCCGAUCCUCACUCGUAACCCCCUUCGACUCUUUCUUCUCUCUUCUCCUCUGCUCUCUCUUUCGCAUUCCUUGUUUUCUCCUUCCUCCACACUCUCUUUGCUUGGAUCGAUCUGCAACCGCUGAUUCGGUUUGGUCUCUUCUCAGCUCCGGGGUUGGAUUUGGAAAAGCUUCGAAUGACACACUUGGUUGCUUGAGAGGUCGUUUUGCGGUGUUAGGAUUCGUGUGAAACGGAGAGGAAAGGGCCACCGAGAGGUAUGGGACUGAUCUCGGGGUUGGUGAUGGGGUCGUUGGUGGGGAUUGCGCUAAUGGCCGGUUGGAGCCGCGUGAUGAAAUCCCGGAGCAUCAAGCGCGUCGCCAAGGCUGUUGAUAUAAAACUUUUAGGGUUUCUGGGCAGAGAUGAUUUGAAGAAACUUUGUGGUGACAGUUACCCUGAAUGGGUUUCCUUCCCUUUAUUUGAACAGGUGAAAUGGCUGAACAAGCUGCUGGGUAAAUUGUGGCCUUUUAUUGCAGAUGCAGCAACAUUGGUAAUCAAGGAUACAGUUGAACCAUUACUGGACGAUUAUCGACCACCGGGAAUAUCUUCACUAAAGUUCAGCAAGCUAUCUCUUGGGAAUGUGCCACCAAAAAUUGAAGGAAUCCGUGUUCAAAGCCUCAAAAAAGGACAACUUAUAAUGGACAUUGAUUUCCGUUGGGGUGGAGAUUUAAGCAUAAUUCUCGCAGUUGAAGCACUUGUUGCUUCAUUGCCUAUUCAGUUGAAGGAUCUUCAGGUCUUUACUGUGAUACGUGUUAUAUUUCAACUUUCUGAAGAGAUACCCUGCAUUUCUGCUGUUGUUGUUGCGCUUCUGGCUGAGCCAAAGCCUAGAAUAGAUUAUACAUUGAAGGCUGUAGGAGGGAGCUUAACAGCUAUUCCUGGGCUUUCAGACAUGAUUGAUGACACUGUUACCUCAAUAGUCACUGAUAUGCUUGAAUGGCCACACAGAAUUGUUGUUCCACUUGGUGGAGUGGAUGUCGAUACAAGUGAACUAGAGCUUAAACCACAGGGAAAGCUCACAGUAACCAUAGUGAAAGCAAAUAAUCUGAAAAAUCAAGAAUUUGUUGGAAAAUCCGAUCCGUAUGUGGUUUUAUUUGUCCGCCCUGUGUUCAAGGUUAAAACAAAGGUAGUUGAUGACAAUCUCAGUCCUGUAUGGAAUGAAACUUUUGAACUGAUUGCUGAAGACAAGGAAACACAAUCUGUUACUUUUGAGGUAUAUGAUGAAGACAAACUUCAACAAGAUAAGAGAAUGGGCAUUGCAAAGUUAUCUUUGAAUGACUUGGAACCUAAAACCUUGAAGGAAAUUGAGCUAAGCUUACUGACAUCAUUAGAUACACUGAAGGUUAAGGAUAAGAAGGAUAGAGGAACUCUUACGAUAAAGGUGCUGUAUCACCCAUUCACCAAAGAGGAACAGCUAGUGGCCCUAGAAGAAGAGAAGAGAACCGUAGAGGAGAGAAGGAAACUGAAGGAGGCCGGAGUUAUCGGGAGCACGAUGGACGCGUUCGGUGGGGCUGCAUCCCUGGUUGGUUCAGGGGUGGGGAUCGUCGGCACAGGCCUGGAAUCAGGUGUGGGCAUGGUGGGCACAGGCAUCGGAACCGGUGUUGGUAUGGUCGGAUCAGGUCUCGGUGCUGGUGUUGGGAUCGUAGGAACUGGACUCGGUGCUUUCGGCAGUGGUCUCAGCAGAGCUGGAAAGUUCAUGGGCAAGAGCGUGACAAACCAGUUCAGCAGUUCUAAGCGGAACUUUAGCGGCCCCUUCCCUGCCGUGCAAGGAGAUGGAAAUGCAAGUUAGCUUAGUUGUGUUUUGCCAUUUGUAUGGUUUACUUCUUCCCCCUAUGCUUAUUGUUUCACUUGCUUUCGAUUGUUCGGUCUACCUUCUGUGGACUGUUUGCUUCUUGCCGCAUUCAUCAUCUUUGAAGAUUGUAGCUGAUAAAAGCAAGGAAUUAUGUUAUUUGUUGUACUACAUAAAUCAUCAUAACCUUGUUAUGUUGGAUUAUUCGUGUCUAGAUAACCUUGGAAAAGAAAAUACUAGUAAAACC
Molecule: messenger RNA, 2091 nt
Organism: Musa acuminata subsp. malaccensis (wild Malaysian banana)
Lineage: Eukaryota; Viridiplantae; Streptophyta; Magnoliopsida; Zingiberales; Musaceae
Product: calcium-dependent lipid-binding protein-like
Cellular component (GO): endoplasmic reticulum
Molecular function (GO): lipid binding
Source: RefSeq, a predicted model, not a curated record